Pantherophis guttatus is the source of this 776-nucleotide messenger RNA. The record is from RefSeq and is a predicted model, not a curated record. Lineage: Eukaryota; Metazoa; Chordata; Lepidosauria; Squamata; Colubridae.
AGUAGCUUAUUGAAACCAGCAAGAGAAUCUAACUUGGUAGUACAGUGGUUUAAAGCACCCUGUUAUUAACACAGCUGCCUGCAAUUACUGCAGGUUCAAAUCUUACCAGGCUCAAGGUUGACUCAGCCUUCCAUCCUUUCUAAGGUUCUGAGCACUAAGCAGAAAUGAAGCUGGUCUUGUGGUCGUCCCUCCUCCUGGUCUUUUGGGACUCGUUUCUGGCAGAUGGAGGGAAAACUCCCGGCCCUCCCCGGGUCCUCACCCAAAACGGAGAACUCCAAGGACAGCGGAUCAGGGUGAGAGGAGCUGAGAGGGAUGUGGAGGUUUUCCUCGGAGUUCCCUAUGCAAAAUCCCCUACUGGAUCUUUGCGGUUUUCCCCUCCGCAACUGGCAGAACCCUGGACUGGUCUCAGAGACGCAACCUCUUACCCGCCCAUGUGCCUGCAGGAUCCGCUGGCGGGACAGGCUCUCUCAGAUGCCUUUACUAACACAGGGCAAAGGAUCUCCUUGAGCAUCACGGAGGACUGCUUGUACCUGAACAUCUACAUGCCAGCCCACACUGAUAAGGCAGAGCAAUUACCGGUGAUGGUCUGGAUCCAUGGUGGAGGACUUGUGCUGGGCUCAGCGUCCACAUAUGAUGGGUCUGUUUUGUCUGCUUAUGAAAAUGUAGUGGUGGUGGCGAUCCAAUACCGCUUGGGCAUUCUCGGGUUUUACAGGUAAGCUGAUAUUGUCAUCUUCAUCUUCACCUGGAUGAUAGCACAUCCCUCUCAUCUUUGUUUU